GAUCCGCGGGGAUGAUGCCUGGAUGACAGAGCCUAUUAUGCAGCGGUAGGACGCUUCUGGAAAAGAAAAAGGCGCACGUUUCCUUUGCGCCAUUCGCGGCCUGAAACGCGACAGUGCGUCAGAGCUGCGCCAGAAUGCCACAGCGCCGAUGAUGUUGUUGCAGUAGCGGGUAUUAGCUGUUAGCAGAGGCCGAACAGUGCAGCCUUCACCGGGGAGGAGCGCAGCUGUUCAGCCCGCGGGAGAAGCACGGAGCCCGGCCACAGAAUGAGAAGCAGGCCCUGAAAGCGAAAAGGCGACAUCCACUGCAGAUAUGGCGUCCCAGGUACAGGUCUUCUCCUCUCCAUCUGUCUCCUCCAGCGCCUACUCCCGCUCCAAAAGGCUCAAAGUGGAAAACCCUUCUUGGGACCCAGUGUCUAACAACCAGCUGGACAACAACAACUACUACCAACAGCAAAGCCCGGCGCAGGGAAUCGCACCCUCGACCUCCGGCUCCUCCUUCAACGCCAACCACGUCUACAACUCCAACGCUCAGACCAGACAACCGGAGCAGACUGUCGUGCGGGCGGCCGACAGCACCGGGAGCCUGCGCGGUCCUCCGUCUUGCUCCUCGUCUUCCUCCACUUCGAGCCGGCGCGUUAAAGAUGCGGAAUCGACGUCGCAGCUCUACCACAAACAGUACAGUCUGAAGCGAAAGAGCGAGGAGGUGGACAGCAGCGACAGUGUACAAAUAUUAGAGGAGCUAUCGGCGCCCGUGGUUUCGAACCGGACGGCAGGAGGAGGGGGGACCACCACGGCGCAGUCCAUUGCACAUUCUACGUCUACCACCAAAAGCAGCACGUCUCACAGCGAGGGGGACUAUCAGCUCGUGCAGCAUGAGAUCCUGUGCUCCAUGUCCAACAGUUACGAGGUGCUGGAGUUUCUGGGCAGGGGGACGUUCGGGCAGGUGGCGAAAUGCUGGAAGCGAGGGACCAAUGAGAUAGUGGCCAUUAAAAUCCUGAAGAAUCAUCCGUCGUACGCGCGCCAAGGUCAAAUAGAGGUGAGCAUCCUGAGCCGCCUGAGCACGGAGAACGCAGACGAGUUUAACUUUGUGCGUUCCUACGAGUGUUUCCAGCACAAGAACCACACGUGUUUGGUGUUCGAGAUGCUUGAGCAGAACCUUUAUGACUUCCUCAAACACAGCAAGUUCAGCCCUCUCAUGCUCAAGUGCAUUAGACCCAUCCUCCAGCAGGUGGCGACAGCGCUGAUGAAGCUGAAGAGCCUUGGGUUGAUUCACGCUGAUCUGAAGCCGGAGAACAUUAUGCUGGUGGACCCUCUGAGGCAGCCCUACAGGGUGAAGGUCAUAGACUUUGGAUCGGCCAGUCACGUGUCCAAGGCUGUGUGCUCCACCUACCUGCAGUCGCGCUACUACAGAGCUCCGGAGAUCAUCCUGGGUCUUCCCUUCUGUGAGGCCAUCGACAUGUGGUCUCUGGGCUGUGUGAUCGCAGAGCUGUUUCUGGGCUGGCCUCUGUAUCCCGGAGCCUCUGAGUACGACCAGAUCCGGUACAUCUCUCAGACACAGGGCCUUCCAGCAGAGUACCUCCUGAGCGCAGGCACCAAAACCAGCCGCUUCUUCAACAGAGGCCCCGACUCCAGCUACCCCCUGUGGAGACUCAAGACACCAUCAGAGCACGAGGCAGAGAUGGGGAUUAAGUCGAAGGAAGCGCGGAAAUACAUCUUUAACUGUCUGGACGACAUGAUGCAGGUAAACAUGACUAACCUGGAGGGCACAGACAUCUUGGCGGAAAAAGCCGACCGCAGAGAAUUCAUCGACCUCCUGAAGAAGAUGCUGACUCUGGACGCAGACAAACGCAUCACCCCCAUGAAAACCCUCAACCACCCCUUUGUGACCAUGACCCACCUGCUGCACUUCCCCCACAGCUCACAUGUGAAGUCGUGCUUUCAGAACAUGGACAUCUGUAAACGCCGCUGCAGCGCCUUUGAAAAUGGGAAGAACAUGUUCAGUAACAACACUCCGAGUGCAGCCACCAACCUCACGGUGACCUUCAGCAGCCAGCUCAACCAGCACAACCAGAUGGCUGCGACAGGAGGCCAGUCCCUGUCUCUGAGCAGUAAUGUGCCGUUACUGAACUACCAGCCUGGACUUUACCAACAGGCCACCAUCAACAUCCCAGGACUGACCCAGCAGAGCGUCCCUCUACAGACACGCUCCAGCCAGCUCUGCCCCCAGACGGAGCCCUUCCAGCAGACACUCAUCGUCUGCCCCCCCACCAUUCAAGGCCUUCAAACGUCCAGUAAACCCUCUGGAUAUCCUGUGAGAAUGGACAACUCUGUUCCUCUAGUUCCUCAAAACCAGUCGUCUCAGCCGCUCCACAUUCAGCCCGGCAUGUUAGCACAGCAGGGCUGGCCCACAGGCACUCAGCAGAUCCUGAUCCCCUCCACGUGGCAGCAGAUGCCUGGGAUGACGCUCCAUAAUCCUGGGCAAGCUGUGGUCCCGGACUCACCCAUGGGUGCUCCUCUGUCAGACCCCCAGCACAGUGCAGGGUGGAGGGGUCGUCAUGGCAGCCAGUGUGACGGAGCUGCUCAGGAGUCCAGCCGCCAUAACACAGGCCCCGCCCACUCCAGGUCCCAGCAGAAGAGAGGGAAGGGCCGGCACGAGAACAGAACCAGAGCCGUGGUGGUGCACAGUACUGCAGCGGGGGACCAGUCUCAACCCAUCGUGAUCUCGGACACGCCCAGUCCAGCCGUCAGCAUCAUCACCAUCCACAGCGACUCAGAGGACGAAGAGGACAAGAAGCAACCGCCCACCUGUUCUGGCACUAGCCAAAGGACCAAUGUGAUCAGCUGUGUGACCGUCCACGACUCCCACGACUCAGACUCCUCCCUGAGCAGCCCCCUGAGCCCGAAGAGCUCCACCCAGACAGCCAAAUCCACCGCUGUGAUCAUGCCCAGUGUGAGGAGCCAGGGGGCGCCAGAGGGGGCAGCAGUGCACAGGCCACAGGACAGAGCACAGGACAGAGCACAGGACAGAGCACAGGACAGAGCACAGGACAGAGCUCAGGACAGAGCUCCGGCCAACCAGGUGUGUUGUAUUCAAACUACAGAACCAGCCCCAAGUGGAAAGUCUAAGAAAUCCUCUCAGCCCAGUCAGAGCGGAGACUCCUCUGAGAGACAUCAGCGCAACGCCACCAGUAGAUCCCAACCCCUCAACCUCAGUCAGGUGCAGCAGUCAGUCUUGUCCUCCACUCAUGACCAAACAGCAAGUGCUUCGCUCAAACGCCAGCCCACGUACCCUCCUCCCGUCUCCCCUCACGCCUCGUACCGCCUCCACGAAAACACCGCCCUCUUCAGCUCCGCCCCCAACCUGUACGCCUACCCCGCCUCCGCGGCGCUGGCCUCCGUGUCCCAGGCCGUGGACCAGAUGCAGGGCAGGCAGAGCGGCACCUACCCCUCCCUGGCCCUGCUCCAGAAGAACCCCCAGUACCACCACGCCCACAACCACCACCAGGCCCAGCACCAACAAGCACAUGCCCACCACCCACACCACCUCGCCGGGCAGCCUUUCCACCGCUCCAGUGCCCCCUACCAGAGAAAACUCAACCCGUACCCCUACCUGUGAGGACCGGGCUGUGAGUGAGACCAAAAGGGGAGAGACUAGACAGGAGCACAAGUUCAUAAGAGCGGGUUUGACUUGAAUUUAUCCAACGUUCUUUGUCUGAGCUCCAAACCACUGGAUGUGUCACCUGCAGCUGUAUAUAGAGACUACCUGUGCAUUCUCAUAUCAUCUGGUAAACAUAACAACAUAAUUUAAAAUGACAAAAACGAUACUAAAUUAGAUAUAAACUUAAACUUGCACGAUGUAAUUUUUCUGUUAGGGGUCAGUCAUCUACUUCACAUGGAGAAGUAGUUGUUUUGCUUGGAAUGUUCCACAGUAUGGCACUAAACUAAAUCUGUCUGUAUUUAUUCUACUACAGGGGAGGUUACUGCUCAAAAAAUACUUUCAUAACAUGCAGUCUUACAGUGAGCAGGCCAGCCUCUCCAUUGAUCUGACCUGUAACUCACGUCCUUGGCUCCGUGACAGAUGCCUUUAAUGCUGUCCUCUGGAACAUUUAGCAUUAGAAAAGUUACAUAGUGCUAACCUGAUCCAUCAGCCAGUUUCACUUCUUGGAAACCGUUAAACCUAGGAUUCGUUCGCUCAACAGUAGGCGAGGACUUUUUUAUUUAACCAAUCGCUGCUAUUUGGUCGUGACAUAUGUAAUGCGCCUAAUCCCGUAGGAAAAAGAGCAAUAACGUCUUCCCCUUUAAUAAAAUUCACCAAACAUUCUCUUUGUUCCGGCUUUAAAUCCUCGAUCUUGGGAACUGUUACUGAAUUGCACUGAAUAUAUGGCUCUUCGCUGAUUGGCUGGUGCCUGAACUCGUACUUCCAGGGUUUUUACGAACCGUCUAGUGUAUUCUGAUUCCUGACCUAGUCUCUGGAGAGAAAUGAAAUUGAGCAGAGACACUAGGUGGCGACAGCCUGGCUACACGAGGCCUGUUUCUUGAGAAAAAUAUUGAGUUACAAAAUAUUAUAGAUCUGCCUGCAGGGGAUCUCAAACUGUAAAAGUGAAUCAGUUAUUCUAUUUAAAACCUUAAACAUCAUGAGUUUGUUUAUGUGGCAAAAUUACACUAUAACAGGGGUCUCCAACCUGUAACUCAGAAGCUACCAGUAGGUCUCCACCCUCUUCCAAGUAGCUCGCCAAGAGAUUUUGGAAUUAUAUUUUGAUCUGAAUAAUAAUAAUUUAAAAAAAAAGUUUAUUACAUGCCUAUUGCCAUUCUACAUGUAGCAUUUUGUAGCCCAACUUUGUGCCCUAAUAAAUGGACAAUGGUUUAUGUUUUAUAGGCGUCUUACUGUAGGCUUGCCAUUUUUCUUAUAAUUUUCUCAAUUUCUUGCGGCUGCUAAAAUGAGUAGUAGAGUGACAUUUUUGUUUCUCACUAGAGGAAAAAGGUUGGAGACUAUACAUUAUAUUUUUAAGAUGUUCACAAAACUUUUCAAAACUGAAAAUGUAUGUCUAAAGUCACAUAAUAAAUGACCAAUAGACGUACUGAUGAAUGCACAUAUUUACAGUUCAUUUCUUCCAUGACGUGCGCUUAAACGAGCAUGACCGGGUGACAUAUCCAGCGAGU
Boleophthalmus pectinirostris (great blue-spotted mudskipper) is the source of this 5160-nucleotide messenger RNA. RefSeq names its product homeodomain interacting protein kinase 1a (gene hipk1a). Gene Ontology annotation, biological process: peptidyl-serine phosphorylation; peptidyl-threonine phosphorylation; smoothened signaling pathway. The record is from RefSeq and is a predicted model, not a curated record. The transcript has 16 exons. Gene Ontology annotation, molecular function: protein serine/threonine kinase activity; ATP binding; protein tyrosine kinase activity. NCBI's taxonomy places the organism in Eukaryota, Metazoa, Chordata, Actinopteri, Gobiiformes, Gobiidae. Bases 311 to 3616 code for a protein of 1101 amino acids. Gene Ontology annotation, cellular component: PML body; nucleus; cytoplasm.